CUGAAAACAGACCCCAGAAGAAGCUGGAGAAGGAAAUAAGAGGGGCCCAGAAGGCAGAUGAGGGCACAGGGUGCUACCCUGUCGGAACAGGCUCCAGCCUCAGGCCCAGCAGUAGUCUCUGCCUGCCCCCAGGCCCUGUGCCGAAGAGAUGUCCCAGGGGCCUGGGGUUGUGGGGCUGCCUACGGCUCUGCUCCUUCUCUGCAUCCCAGGCUGCCUGACUCUGAGCUGCUCCAGCCCCGUGGCGGGUGCCGUGGGGGAAUCCCUGAGUGUGCAGUGUCGGUAUGAACAGAAAUACAAGACGUUUAAGAAAUACUGGUGCAGACAACCCUGCUUGCCACUUUGGCAUCAAAUUGUGGAGACCAGAGGGUCUGAUGGAGAGGUGAGGAGUGGCCGAGUGUCCAUCACAGACCAUUCUGGGAAUCUCACCUUCACUGUGACCAUGGAGAACCUCACGGCAGAUGAUGAGGGCAAAUACAGAUGUGGGAUCGCGACAAUCCUGAAGGAAGAGGGGCUCCAUGGCCUUCUCCCUGACCUCUUCUUCCAGGUUCAGGUGUUUGUUUCCUCAGCCUCCAGCAUUGAGAACUCUGCAAGGGCACCUGGGUCUCCCAGGAGCAGCAGACCUAGCCAGCGCCAAGGGUCCCUGCUCGGCAGCGUCCACUUCCUGCUUCUGGUCUUCCUGAAGGUGCCUGUCUUCCUGAGCAUGCUGGGUGCUGUCCUCUGGGUGAGCAGGCCCCAGAGGGCUCUGUGGACACAGUCGGCCUGACCAAGACAAGCUGAGCUCCCACACAUGUUGGCACCCUAACCACAGGCAUGGACCCUCAGACUGCACAGAAGGAAACCCUGACCCUGAACUUCAUACCCCUUUCCAUUUUAUUGACGGAUACUUUUUUAAAAACUUUAAAAUUAAGAAAAAAUACAUGAUCCUAUACACAAAGUAUGUAUAUAAUGUGUGUAUAUAUAUAUAUAUGCAGUUUAAGGACCAAAAAUAAACACAUGUAUCCACCAUUCAGCCUAAGAAGUGGAGC
This is a messenger RNA of Nycticebus coucang (slow loris), 1025 nucleotides long. RefSeq names its product protein CD300H-like. Gene Ontology annotation, molecular function: transmembrane signaling receptor activity. Gene Ontology annotation, cellular component: plasma membrane. NCBI's taxonomy places the organism in Eukaryota, Metazoa, Chordata, Mammalia, Primates, Lorisidae. The record is from RefSeq and is a predicted model, not a curated record. The transcript has 4 exons. The coding region runs from base 149 to 763 and encodes 204 amino acids.